CCCAGCAUGCAGCUCGGCGCCGAUAAGAAACGGCAAGAUGGCGACUAAAAUAAGCAAAGAGGGUCCCCCUCCUUUUGAUUGUCCAACAUGGGCAGGCAAGCCUCCCCAGGGUCUCCAUCUAGAUGUGAUGAAGGGAGACAAACUCAUGGAGAAACUGAUCAUAGAUGAAAAGAAGUACUAUCUGUUUGGGAGGAACCCAGACUGGUGUGACUUCACUAUCGACCAUCAGUCAUGUUCACGUGUCCACGCAGCCUUGGUCUAUCACAAACAUCUGAAGAGGGUCUUUCUUAUUGACCUCAACAGCACUCAUGGUACUUUCCUUGGACACAUCCGUCUGGAGGCGCACAAGCCUCAACAAGUUCCCAUAGACUCCACGAUAUCUUUUGGGGCUUCGACACGGACCUACACCAUCAGAGAGAAACCCCAAACCCAAGGCACAGCUGGUACAGGAGACAGUAAGACGGGAGAAGACGAAGAGCUGAAAGGACUGCUUGGGCUUCCAGAGGAAGAGACAGAGCUGGAGAACCUGACAGAGUUCAACACGGCCCACAACAAGCGCAUCUCCCUGCUGACCAUAGAGGAGGGCAACCUAGAAAUCCAGAGGCCUAAGAGGAAACGGAGGAACUCUAGAGUAACCUUCAAUGAGGAGGACUCCGUCAUUAACCCAGAGGACAUUGACCCCUCGGUGGGACGCUUUAGAAAUAUGGUGCAGACAGCUGUCGUCCCAAUAAAGAAACGGAGAUCAGAGGGCCUUAACAGUCUUGGUCUUGAUGACAUUGGUUCAAAGCGUAUCCACGCCUACAGCUUGGGUGGUGGUCUCUAUGGCGACCUGCCUCCCACCAGUCAUGAGAACCAGCCUACAGGAGCCCCAGGAGGUGCUGCUAUGCAGGGAGGGCUCCCUCUGCCCUUCCCCAAUCCAGCACCAGAGGUGGACCUGGCCCCAGAUGCUCCCCAGCCCCCCGUCACUCUCAACCCCACCCCUGUCACAGCCCCCUACCUACCAGAGACCCUCAACGAGCCCCGCAAAAAGAAGUAUGCCAAAGAGGCUUGGCCAGGAAAGAAACCCACCCCCUCACUACUCAUCUAACCAGUUUGUUCAAGCUGCUGACUCUCAGGUUACCAGCGGCUACAUCAGGGACUGUGACCUGGCAGGGGCGGAGUCAUACGCUUCCAAAUGUUUUCUUUUUCUAUUUUUUAUCAGUUGUGCUUCUCGUUGUCAUCACAGGAAAACACCACAGCAUUCCCUGUGGUCUGUCACUGUGCCCCGUGGACAUUACAAAGUCGGCAGAUGGCUACAGCAGAAUCUUGUCUUUUUUCUUUAUUGCAAAGAAAACGUAUCAAACUUUUAAGACCUACUGUUAGCAUUGACAUUAUCAGUGAGUCAGAGACUACAUGGAUGUGAUGGCCCCCUUUUUUUUUGGUUGUGUUGGGUGUAAAGUUGGAUUUUUUUUGUACUAAACAUGUUUCAACAGUUAGUUUUUGUCACUCCAGUAUUUUGAUAAUGCUGUCUAAAGACUGACAAAAAAGUACUUUUUAUAAGAGAUUUUACUGUGAGAGGGGAGGAGAGUCAGAGACAUGAAGUAAGUUUCUAUCGACACACAGGGCUGCUUUUCAUUUUUUUUCAAACCUGUUGAUAAAAUGUGAUGAAGUGUUUGACUCACUUAAACAUUUCCAUGUAUGUAUUAGACCAACAUGACGUCAACCAAAGUGUCUUUUAUUUGUCCUAUAAGCCAUUAGAUGGUGACUUGAGCACAGAACAUUUGGCUGCAGACUUGCAGGUGCCGUUGCAAUGACCAGUUGAACUAACCUUAACAUUGUUGGGGAAAAAAAAACAUGUUGCACCCCAUGAAAUAGUCUCACAAGCUUAUAGUAUAUUGUUCUGCAUAUAAAAAGCCAUUUCCCCUAAACAAACGGUAUAUGGAUCCUAUUUUUCUUUGGCUUUUGAUGAAAUGUUGGGCACCAGUAGACUGUAAAUACAAGGACCUUACAGUUGUCUAUGUUGUCAAAUACAUUGUCUCUCAUUAGUAAUAACAGUAAAGACAGCAUAUUAACAAAUACCAACUUUGCUGCACAAUAAAGAGCUAGUUUAAAAAAGAAAGUUCUUGAUUUUCGUAAGUAUAAUUUAAUGGUCAAGUAGCAUGUUAGCUUAUCCACUUGCAAUAGAGUGCAGGGCAGCUUGAACGGUGUCCUUAUAAUUUGUUUUGUUUCACCCUGGACUGAUUUGUGACAUAGGUGUCACCUGUGUUUGCACAGAAGCAGAAAACAUAGUAAGAUAAGUAUGAAUGGAGAAACCAGGACAGUCAUUAAAAGUCCUCAGCCGGAGCGCGCUGUGGUCUUGUGUGAAAUGUUGUCAAACCAAGAGGCCACCACAGAAACAACUUUCUUCUUUUAAGAGGUUGUCUUGGUAGUUCAGCUCUCAACCUUGAUGUGAAUUAUAGGGCUGGUAUUUAUCUGGAGAAAGUUAAGUUGAUACUAAAUGCAUACAUAAAUAUUUUCUGUGAAGUUUAACUCUUUAAUGCAGUGUGACAUCAUCACAGAAAAUGCACAGCUCAUUUGGCCAUUUCAUAGAAUCUUAAAAUGAGUUGUAAAAGGGUGGAGAUCAAGGAACAUGGAGGACUUUUACUUUUACAAUCUGCUGAUGACUUUUUGCCCUUGUGGGAGUGUGAAUUUUGUAUUCCUAUAACUGUAAAUAAAAAAUGAACUACUUUUGA
Labrus bergylta (ballan wrasse) is the source of this 2711-nucleotide messenger RNA. It is a transcript of the gene ppp1r8b, whose product is annotated as protein phosphatase 1, regulatory subunit 8b. Gene Ontology annotation, molecular function: protein binding; protein serine/threonine phosphatase inhibitor activity; mRNA binding. Gene Ontology annotation, cellular component: nuclear speck. The record is from RefSeq and is a predicted model, not a curated record. Lineage: Eukaryota; Metazoa; Chordata; Actinopteri; Labriformes; Labridae.